Messenger RNA from Drosophila mauritiana, 953 nucleotides. RefSeq lists its product as uncharacterized. Bases 39 to 875 code for a protein of 278 amino acids. The record is from RefSeq and is a predicted model, not a curated record. Gene Ontology annotation, molecular function: protein binding. NCBI's taxonomy places the organism in Eukaryota, Metazoa, Arthropoda, Insecta, Diptera, Drosophilidae. The transcript has 3 exons.
GAUUAAAUAGAAGGCAUUGGCAGCAUUUAACAGAGAAAAUGAGCACCUCACUAAGAUCCAGCCGAGGAAUUAAGCUUAUGAAGUCGGGCCUUUUCUCAGAUGUAUGCAUUCGCAUAGAUUGUAUUAGCUUCCGGUGCCACAAAAUCAUCUUAGCCUGUGCCUCUGAGUUUUUUGAGAGAUUAUUUCAAGAUGAUUCGGAGGAAUUUUUGUUAGAUGGAACAACCCCAGAGAUUUUUCAGAUAUUUCUUGAUUUUAUAUACGCUCCUAACGAUGACCAAUUCGGCAAUCUUGAACCGGAUGUAUUGAUGUGUCUUUUGAAGUGCGCAAAUAUGUGGCUCGCUGUGGAAAUAGAAGAAAGAUGCAUCGACAUUCUAUUAGGUCUAUCCCCUGACAUGGAUCCGGAAGCCCUUAUUGCACUUUUUGCAGUGUCGCAUUGUGUGGAUCACAAACUAUUAAUGGAACAGUCUAUUGGAGUCCUGCAACAUAAAUGGAGAAACGAAAUGGACUGUCCAUCAACUGUCAGAAUGGAGAUCGACUGCUUUGAAGAAUAUUUUAAAAACACCUCGGAAAUGUUUUCUCCGCGUAGGCGCUUUGUGAUGGUGGAAAACUGGAUAAAAGGGAAUGAAUUCAAUAAUAGACCUUGCUCUCAAAAAGAUAAAAUUAACAAAAUUAUUAAGAGCAUUAACUUUUUGGAAAUGUCAUUGGAGGACUUUUAUAAUGGUCCAGGAAAGUCUAACGUGUUGCCCGAAUCAGACAAGUUCGAAAUAAUGUAUAAACUUGCCCGUUCAAAUAAUGAAUGGACUGUUAUAUUGGACGAAAGGGAUCGAGAUAGGUAUUCGCUACCUAAUUGUUUUGGUGAUGAAGAAGACGACUAAAUUUGUGAUUUAUUUAAAGUUGAUAUAAUUAAAUUUGUUUUAUUUUUACCUAGUGUUUUAAUAAAUCCGUCAGAGUUU